Messenger RNA from Monosiga brevicollis MX1, 1232 nucleotides. RefSeq lists its product as uncharacterized. The record is from RefSeq and is a predicted model, not a curated record. The coding region runs from base 129 to 1199 and encodes 356 amino acids. NCBI's taxonomy places the organism in Eukaryota, Choanoflagellata, Craspedida, Salpingoecidae. The transcript is spliced from 3 exons.
AGUCAAGUCCGCUGUGCAUGUCGGUGUUGCUUGUGUGGCCGUUCUUUUGGCAGAGAGAGCGCUUUCUGAGUGCUUGAGCGAGGCGAAUACCGGCCGGGCACGACAAUUGACGGGUUGGUGAAAACAGGAUGAGCACGCCUCGUCUCCACGACGCGAUGUGUUCCACGUGGCGCCGGCUCUUGUUGCUGGCCUUGAUGGCCCUGCUCGUUGUCAACAACGUUGCUGCUGCCCCGGCCGAUCCCGUGAAAUGGACCAGCUGCCCAGAUACGCCCUUCACCGUCCAGUAUCAGGCCCCCACAUCCCCAGACGCCAUCCCCACCCUCACCGUCACCCCAUCCAUGUCCAUCGAUGUUCGCGAGGGUGAAACCAUGCCCCAGGACCCCAUCAUGUUUGCUCUCAUGGUAACGGGCAAGGACAAGGCGCACGAGUAUCUGGCGCGCAAGUCCAUGGCCUCGUUUGCGGCGCAGACGAUGCGGCACAAGGUGAUGGUGGUGAUCAACGACUCGCCCGACUACAGCUUGGUGGGACCGCCCUCUGACUGGCUGGCGGCGACGCUUCCAAACAUGCCGGAGAGCGAGGUAUCUGCGGCGUGUGUUGUGGAGAUUCGAGUGGAGCCACGGAAGUUUACGCUGGGGGAGCUACGGAACAUUGGGAUCAACGCGGUACCGGUGCAGGGGACCUGGGUCCAAUGGGACGACGAUGACUGGCACGAGCGACAAUACAUGCGUCUAAAGUAUGACUACAUGCGGGUGCGCAAAGCCGAUGCCAUUACCUUGCGGUCGCAGAUUCGCCUCUUUCUGGAAAAGAACAGCAGCUUUGCCUUUUCAUCGCGCUCACCAACGGGCAUCGAGGGUACGAUCAUGGUGCACAAGUCUGCAGCGAUUGCCCUCAUUCAAUAUGGGGCUGCUAGUCGAUCGGAGGACACGUAUUACAUCAACAACCUCAAGCGCCAAGGUUUUAAUAUGGUCGUGUGGGAAAAUAAUCCCUUCUGGCUCUACUUUCGCCUGUACCACGGCAUUAACACAUGGGAUGCCAAGCACUACCAGAUUGACAAGCUACCAAGCAACAAUGCCUGGUGCUCCGACGUCCAAACCCGUGCGUUUGGUUGUACCGAAGCCCUGUCCAACGAGCUUCAUGCCGUUGUCAUGGACAAGUAUAAGGAUGCUGCCCAUGCCAUCCAGGCGAGCGGCGUCAAGUAAAACGCCCUUGGCUCCCGAAUCGAAUUCAGCACG